Messenger RNA from Boeremia exigua, 1356 nucleotides. RefSeq names its product kinase-like domain-containing protein. Lineage: Eukaryota; Fungi; Ascomycota; Dothideomycetes; Pleosporales; Didymellaceae. The coding region runs from base 293 to 1162 and encodes 289 amino acids. The record is from RefSeq and is a predicted model, not a curated record. The transcript is spliced from 2 exons.
GCAGCUUUUUGACAGCAUUCAAGAAGAUAUAUCUGAUACCAAUUAUGCUUGCUCGGCUUUGGAUCGUAUCACUGGUGGUUCCGCCAGCUUCACCUUUCGCGGCCUCCUCCAGUCUCCAUUGACACUACCGGACGAAAAACUGGUGUCAUCGAUCAUUGUCAAAAAGGCAACUGAUUUUGCUGCCAUCAACAGUGACUUCGCACUGGACUCCAACCGAUCAGUACGGCCACAUUGUGAUCUUCCACAUAUCAUUUGCACGUUAGCUCAUUCUAGACAGAAAUAUGAAGACAUCAUGCUAAAAGCACUAUCGUACACGAGCCUCGCCUCCGCCUACAAUAGCAUCCCCGUCCGAACCCCACUCACCUACUUCUACAUGCCCUGCUUGCAAAUACAAUUUAUCGAAAACCUGGAGCCAGCAAUUGAUCUGGCAAGUAUACUUACCUCUUGUGCGAACGUCACUUUGCGAUCUGACUAUGGUGCGAUCGGCUUUGCACUGGGGUCAUGGUUGCGUGCAUUUCAUCUCUGGGCGAAAGAACCGAGACAGGAGAAGUUAAGGCGGGCCAUGAGCGAGAACGAAACAAGUCAACACCUGAAAUGGCGAACCACAUACGACACAAUCGUUGAUGUGACCAAGGAACUUUCGAUGACAGUAGAUGGGGAUUUGGACGUCUUAAGAGAAGUACGUGGCAGAGCGCUACGGGAGCUUGAACAGAAGCCACAGAGAGAAGAGUGGUGUGGUCUCAUUCAUGGCGAUUUCUGGACUGGAAACGUCCUCUUCGACGAGAUACCAGAUCCACAGCUUUACGUCAUCGAUUUUGAAUUCGGACAUAUUGGCCAUCGCGCUACCGAUCUCGGGCAGAUGAUCGGCGACCUCCUUGAGAAGAGCUACAUCAACCCUUCAACACGAACGGACUGCGAGACCAUGAUCACAGCCUUCGUGAGGGGUUAUGGCACUCUCAGUACCAACAUGGCAAACCGGGUUGUGAUACAUGCCGGGGUCCAUAUAAUCAAUUGGUGCUCUAGGCAUCCGGGAGCAGAGCUGAAGGCACAGGUGAAAGAGCUAGUGCACAAGGCGAUCAGAAUGAUUGUGAUAGCCUGGCAGGGGGACAAAGCACGUUUCGAUGGUGAGGUUUUAGGCUGCUUGUUCCGUGGAUCACACUAGGGUCUUCGAAGUUUGUGAUUUUAGCAGGUUGUCUGGCCUUCACAGGCAUAGUAUAACUGUAGGCAGCUCUGCACGUGAUUAAAGUCACGUGUAGAGCUGCCUACCUAAAGUCGAGUCAUGGCGGAUGAUACCCCACUGGACUGGAUGUGAGUCAACAUUACGGGCUGAUUAUAGAAUUAAUUGCGUAGCCACAA